GUAUUAUUUUACUCCGUAAGAGCUGUCUUGAAACGCUCACCAUCGCAUAAGUAUACACUACACGUCUUGAAUGAUGAAUACACGACAGCCAUGAACACAAUGAGCAUAAAUAAUAGCGUUGCUUUGAGAUUAUUAUCAUUAAUUACACGAAAUAAUUAUAUUUCGAAACCUACUAAAAUAAUACCACGCAGAUUUGUUUUAAACGUCUCUUCUUCAUUCUCUUCAGCUUCUACACCUCGAAACAAUAAUAUUACUACUCCCAUGGCUGCAGCUGCUCCCUUAAUUCAGCCCCUCAAGUAUCCGAUUGUACGCCGUGACGACGCCGUUGUCGACGACUAUCACGGCGUCCUCGUCCCCGAUCCUUACCGCUGGCUAGAAGAUCCUGAUGCAGAAGAGGUAAAAGAUUUUGUCCAGAAGCAGGUGGACCUGACAGAGUCGGUGUUGAAACAAUGUGAAACAAGAGAGAAGCUUCAGAAAAAGCUUACAGAAUUGUAUGAUUAUCCCAAGUAUGAUGCUCCAUUUAGGGAAGGCGACAAGUUCUUCUAUUUCCAUAACACCGGUCUUCAACCUCAAAAAGUCCUCUAUAUGCAGGAUAGGCUGGAUGGACAACCAGAGGUUUUGCUUGAUCCGAAUGAACUCAGUGAGGACGGAACAGUAGCAUUAAGUGUAUAUGCAGUAAGCAAGGAUGCUAAAUACUUGGCGUAUGCUCUCAGUUCGAGUGGAAGUGACUGGGUAACUAUCAAAAUAAUGGGGAUUCAGGACAAAAAAGUUCACAACGAUACUUUGUCAUGGGUCAAGUUCUCAGACAUAAACUGGACCAAUGAUAGCAAAGGCUUUUUCUAUUGUCGUUUCCCAGCUCCAAAGGAAGGUGAAAAAGUAGAUGCUGGGACAGAAACCAAUGCUAAUCUUGAUCAUCAAUUGUACUAUCAUUUCCUGGGCACAGAUCAGUCUGAAGAUAUCUUAUGUUGGGAAGAUCCUGCCAAUCCAAAACAUAAUUUUGGAGCCCAAGUAACAGAUGAUGGAAAGUAUGUUCUUCUUUAUACCUUUGAGAGUACUGAUCCUGUCAACAAGUUUUACUAUUGUGAUAUUUCUGCUUUUUCUAAUGGACUUGAAGGUUACAAGGGGAAAAAUCUUCUUCCCUUUGUUAAGCUUGUUGACAACUUCGAUGCAUAUUAUGGAGCCAUCGCAAAUGAUGAUACUUUGUUCACCUUCCGGACUAAUAAGGAUGCACCAAGAUACAAGUUAGUUCGGGUAGAUUUGAAGGAACCAACUACGUGGACUGAUGUCGUCGAUGAAGCUGAGAAUGUGCUUGAAUCAGCUAUUGCUGUUAACAAAAAUCAAAUAAUUGUGAGUUAUAUGAGUGACGUGAAAGAUGUUCUGCAGCUAAGGGACUUAAAAACUGGUACUUUUCUGCAUCAGUUGCCGAUUGACAUAGGCACCGUGGUUGAUAUCUCUGCCCGGCGUGAGGACAACAUAGUUUUCAUUUCUUUCACCAGCUUCCUGAGCCCUGGUAUAAUAUAUCAGUGUAACCUAGAAAGCGGUGUCCCAGAUCUUAAAAUAUUCCGUGAAAUAAUUGUUCCUGGAUUUGAUCGGGCAGAGUUUCAUGUUAAUCAGGUUUUUGUUCCAAGCAAGGACGGCGUGAGUAUACCAAUUUUCGUAGUGGCUAAAAAAGAUAUUCCUCUUGAUGGGUCACAUCCAUGCUUACUGUAUGCAUAUGGUGGAUUUAACAUUAGCAUCAAACCAUCGUUCAGUGUUAGUCGUAUUGUACUUAUGAGGAAUUUAGGUGCCAUCUACUGUAUAGCAAACAUCCGAGGUGGCGGGGAGUAUGGAGAAGAAUGGCACAAAGCUGGUCGCCUUGCAACUAAACAAACUUGCUUUGAUGAUUUCAUUUCUGCUGCCGAGUAUCUUGUAUCCACGGGGUAUACCCAGCCGAGCAAGUUGUGCAUUGAAGGCGGAAGCAACGGUGGACUUCUUAUCGGAGCUUGUAUCAAUCAGAGACCUGAUCUAUACGGCUGUGCUCUUGCUCAUGUUGGUGUGAUGGACAUGCUCCGAUUCCACAAAUUUACUAUUGGCCAUGCAUGGACCUCCGAAUAUGGUUCUUCAGAGAAUAAAGAAGAGUUCCAUUGGUUAAUCAAGUACUCACCACUACACAAUGUCAAGAGACCAUGGGAAAAAUCACCUGCUCAAGCUUCUCAGUACCCAGCUACAUUGCUCCUGACAGCUGAUCAUGAUGAUCGAGUCGUGCCACUGCACUCAUUGAAAUUCUUGGCGACCUUGCAAUAUGUUCUAUGCACAAGCUUGGACAAAAGCCCUCAGACCAACCCAAUUGUCGCUAGAAUUGAUAUCAAGGCUGGGCAUGGAGCUGGACGUCCCACAAAAAAGAUAAUUGAGUCAAGCGCAGACAGUUAUAGCUUCAUGGCCAAGAUGUUGGGUGCAUCUUGGGUUGAUUAGCUGAUGGCAAGGCCAGGGAAAAUAGCUUGACGUCCUUGAAUUGACUCAUUUUUAUAUCGGUAUUUGUCUUAAUGGGACAGUUCAUUUGCUUCUUUAUGAUUGGUAAUCACUUGUUAAAUAUGGAACUUUUUGGUUGUCAAUAUUGACAUAUACCAAGUUGAGAUGUAUGUUUUCAAAUUCAAUUUGUUAUGUCUCUAGGGCUAGCUCAUGAUACUUUAUGAACAAUAAACUACAAUCUAACCCCCCCUCCCCAAGGGCCUCCCCUCCCCAACUGUUGUACAAUAACAAUAUCUCGUUUAUUUAGAAGUUGUAUUUGCAAUACUGCAAAUGAAAGGGCUAUUGAUAGCAAUAUUGAUUAUGUAAUUGUUUUUAAUGUUA
Messenger RNA from Daucus carota subsp. sativus, 2829 nucleotides. RefSeq lists its product as uncharacterized. Lineage: Eukaryota; Viridiplantae; Streptophyta; Magnoliopsida; Apiales; Apiaceae. The record is from RefSeq and is a predicted model, not a curated record. Gene Ontology annotation, cellular component: cytosol. Gene Ontology annotation, molecular function: oligopeptidase activity; serine-type endopeptidase activity. The transcript is spliced from 12 exons. The coding region runs from base 91 to 2451 and encodes 786 amino acids. Gene Ontology annotation, biological process: proteolysis.